Molecule: messenger RNA, 340 nt
Organism: Euleptes europaea (tarantolino)
Lineage: Eukaryota; Metazoa; Chordata; Lepidosauria; Squamata; Sphaerodactylidae
Gene: SMDT1
Product: single-pass membrane protein with aspartate rich tail 1
Exons: 2
Coding region: 1-282 (93 amino acids)
Biological process (GO): calcium import into the mitochondrion; mitochondrial calcium ion homeostasis
Cellular component (GO): uniplex complex; mitochondrial inner membrane
Source: RefSeq, a predicted model, not a curated record
AUGGCUGGCCGUCUGUUUGCAGCGUUUGGACCUUGGAGGAGAUCGGAACCCAUCAGGAGCCACAGAAGCUCCUCCACCACCAUUGAACCAUCGCGCAAUGUUACAGUCACCCGGACUGGCGCCAUUUUGCCCAAGCCUGUUAAAAUGCCCUUUGGCCUCCUCCGUGUAUUUUCUGUUGUAAUACCCUUCCUCUAUGUUGGGACGCAGAUUAGCAAAAGCUUUGCAGCUUUGCUCGAGGAACAUGAUAUCUUUGUGCCAGAGGAUGAUGACGACGAUGAUUAAUAGGUAUGACCACUGAUAAAAACAGAUGUUUCAACUUCAUUUUUCCUAUUCUAUUUGG